This is a messenger RNA of Rattus norvegicus (Norway rat), 1566 nucleotides long. Lineage: Eukaryota; Metazoa; Chordata; Mammalia; Rodentia; Muridae. The record is from RefSeq and is a predicted model, not a curated record.
GGAGCCUGUCGCCACUGCCCAACUGCCUUAGAAUCCCUCUAUAACUGCCAAAGGACCGUACCACCUGCCUGCCUUGUGACUUGCGUGAAUAACCUCCUUGAAAAGUGUUCUCUUUGUCCUGCGAGGGGAAGGUCGUCCCUGAUUUAAGUUUUCGCCGUAAACGAAGGAUCUCAAUCACGACCACAAGAAGUUGCUACUGACUUCUGUUUUCCUGGGGCAAAGCGACCAAGUCAGACCCCAGCGUCAGCGUUAGGUACUUCCCUUUCCCCUCCCGCCCGCAAUUUGCGCCCGUAGCCACGCCUCCAACGCGGCAAUCCUCCGGAUUCGCUUAGCCUUACGAAAUUCCCUUUCCGGCGUCGCGCUUACGUCACAAGUCCUGCGCCUCCCGCUCCUCUUCGGGCCUGCGUUCGAACGGAAGGUCGUCCCUGUGACCGACUAGGUAGUUGGAGCAGCUGUCGCCAUGUUGUCGGUCGCUGCCCGCUCGGGCCCGUUCGCGCCCGUCCUAUCGGCCACGUCCCGCGGGGUGGCGGGAGCGCUGCGGCCCCUGCUGCAAAGCGCGGUGCCCGCCACCUCGGAACCACCGGUUCUGGACGUGAAGCGACCCUUCCUGUGCCGUGAGUCGCUGAGUGGCCAGGCCGCGACCCGUCCUUUGGUGGCCACAGUGGGCCUGAAUGUUCCUGCUUCUGUUCGUUAUUCCCACACAGACAUCAAGGUGCCCGACUUCUCUGACUAUCGCCGUGCUGAAGUUCUAGAUAGCACAAAAUCUUCUAAAGAGAGCAGUGAGGCUAGAAAAGGCUUCUCUUACUUGGUAACUGCAACUACUACUGUGGGUGUUGCAUACGCUGCGAAAAAUGCAGUCUCCCAGUUUGUUUCCAGCAUGAGUGCUUCUGCGGAUGUACUGGCCAUGUCGAAGAUCGAGAUCAAGUUGUCUGAUAUUCCAGAGGGGAAGAACAUGGCUUUUAAAUGGAGAGGCAAACCUCUGUUUGUGCGCCAUAGAACCAAGAAGGAGAUUGACCAGGAAGCUGCAGUUGAAGUGUCCCAGUUAAGGGACCCACAGCAUGAUUUAGAGCGUGUAAAGAAGCCUGAAUGGGUUAUUCUGAUCGGUGUCUGUACUCAUCUUGGUUGUGUACCCAUUGCAAACGCAGGAGAUUUUGGUGGCUACUAUUGCCCCUGCCAUGGGUCACACUAUGAUGCUUCUGGCAGGAUCAGGAAGGGCCCUGCACCUCUCAACCUGGAAGUACCUACCUAUGAGUUCACCAGUGGUGAUGUAGUUGUUGUGGGUUAGACACUUGGACUCAGGGCCUAGGUUUCUUUCGGUCUUCAUGUCCCCUCAGAAGAGUUGAGAGUAAGCCUUGUGUACUUCUAGGUUGGUUGAUUUAAAAUAUUUAAGAAUUGUUAAUAACUAUUGGCAAACAUUAAUGUGAAGUAAUUGAAUUCACUGUUGAAUAUUAUCAAGCAUUAGCAUAAUAAAACCACUGUUGAACAUCAUUAAAUUCAGUCACAGACUGGAAAGGUGCAAUGUCUUUGAUAGUGAAUUCUAAUAAAACAUUACAGAUUGUUGUACAA